This is a messenger RNA of Culex pipiens pallens (northern house mosquito), 2128 nucleotides long. Its product is annotated as zinc finger protein 22-like. NCBI's taxonomy places the organism in Eukaryota, Metazoa, Arthropoda, Insecta, Diptera, Culicidae. The coding region runs from base 1069 to 2049 and encodes 326 amino acids. The transcript has 3 exons. Gene Ontology annotation, molecular function: RNA polymerase II cis-regulatory region sequence-specific DNA binding; DNA-binding transcription factor activity, RNA polymerase II-specific. The record is from RefSeq and is a predicted model, not a curated record. Gene Ontology annotation, cellular component: nucleus. Gene Ontology annotation, biological process: regulation of transcription by RNA polymerase II.
UCCAUGUUUUUUUUUUAAUUAUAAAAAGUAUAGUUUUUAAUACUUCGUUUCAACUGGAAAUGACAAAAACUUAAAGAUAACUGAACAUAAAAUUUCGUUCCUAUUUUUUUAAACUUCAUCAUCAUUUUAAAUCAAAGAAUGAUUAAAACAUAAUUGCUGAUAUUAUUUAUUCAAAGGAUUUAGAAAAAUGUCAAGGAAUUCAUAAAAAAAAAUUGCCAUGUUCCCUUUUUAAUUUUGUAAUUUUUGAUAUUGUUUUUAAUCAAUGUUAAUUUAUCUAGUGGUCAGUAUUUAACUGUUUUUUUUUCAAUGAAAAUUCAGUUUGAUAUGAUUUUAUGUUUUCCUACUUAUUUUAGGCAAAAUUUUCGAAGAGACAAUUUUUUUUAAACAGUUUUGCAAUAACUCUAAAUUUCUUGGAUUAUUAUUUUUUGCAAUUUCAAUAUUUCUUUUUGUUUUCAAAACGUAAAAAAAACAAUUUUUAAAAUUACUUAAUGAAUUUAGUCAGACAAUUAAAAAAAUUUAAAAAAAUAUUCAAAAUAAAAUCAUAACUUCAAGCUGGCCAUCAGGCUCUAUUUUUAUAUUAGUUUGUCAACUUUACCUCUUGUUUGAUAAACAAAAAUUAAUAGCGAUCAUAUGAUUAAUAAAAAAAAUAUUAUGAAGAUCUGUGUCAAAGACUCCAAUAUUAAAUAAGAUUUUGAAAGUCUUAAACAGCUUUUUUAUACUCAAAUAUAUUGAAAUAGUGAAAAGAACCUUAAAUUUAAAGUAAGUUACUAAAGCAGAAUUGAGUGAAUUCAAUUUGAAAAUUGCACAAAAUAAUACAAAAUUAUUUAAAAGUUAAAAAAUAACUUUCAAACAAGUAUGCUUAGAUUUCCCGACUUUUCCCGACUUUUAGACAAAAAAUCAUAAAUUCCCGACUUUUUCCCGAUUUUUGGCGGAUUUUGGCGAAUUCCCGACUUUUUCCCGACUUUCCCGAUUUCCCGACUUGAGUGGCCACCCUGCAAUCGGGAUCGAUUGACAGGGCAGAAUCAAAAUAAACCAAGCAAAAACGAAAGUUAAUCAUCACAAUCGAUUAUGGCCCAGCUGCAGCAAAGUGCACUGAAAAGUGAAUUAAAAGCCCACAGCCAGUGCCGAUUGUGCAUGAAUUUGGCCGGCGAGUUUUGCAGCUUUACGAACUUCAUCGAGGACACGCGAACCGUGCAGGAUGUCAUCAAAAUGCUGCUGGCGCUUGAGGACGACCCUUUCCUGCCGCAACAAAUAUGCAUCGAGUGCAGCAAGGAACUGCUCCACGUGGCGCGAAUCAAAGAACUAUGGGCGACCAAUCAGUUUGCGCUGGCCCGACAAGCCGCCAGCUUGGCAGCGGCUAGUAUUGAAAAGUGGCCCGAUGCGGUCAAAUUUCCCGACCCGGUAGAGGGCCACCAAAUGUUUGUUCAAGUUGAUGAAAAUGUGAGCGAAUCUGAACUGUUCGUUGACCGCGCCGACCUGGAGGAAACGCAACUGGAGGACGGUGAAGAGUUCGACCGAUCAGCUGAACAGGAAGCUGAGGAAAAGGUCCCUCGAAAGAAAAAGAAAAAGCGGCGGUCGACGUGCAAGAAGGAAAUUGGCAAGUUUAGAUGCUUCAAAUGUAACAUCACUUUUGAUACCAUAGAGCAGAAGAACGAGCACGCCAGACAGCAUUUCAAGUGUAAAUUUUGCGUUGCAAACUUCCUCCAGAUGAAUGAUCUACGGAGACAUCUGAGAAAACAUACCAACGAAAGACCGUACACGUGUCCGCACUGCACCCAAGCGUUCCAACGUUUGGAGCAUGUGAAUUCACAUGUCAAACAGAUACACUCUGGACCUGGGUGCCACUCGUGUACAAUGUGUGCGCAGCAGUACUCAACGGAAGAGGACCUGAUGGAGCAUAGAAAUAGUUCCCACCCACUGCCCAUUCGACCCAGUGUGAAACAGGAAAAAAGAUCAACCAAACCGGCGGCACCCAGUGAGCCACCAAUUCGGGCAUCUUUUAUAAAGGAGGAACCAAUGGUGGAUUUCUCUGCAAAUAACGAUGAUUAAUUUAAUGGCGUUUUUUGGGAGUUUCAGCAUAUCUUUGGUAAAUGUGAGUGUCAUAAUUGAAAACUAUAAAAAAUGUGUU